This is a messenger RNA of Pistacia vera, 1266 nucleotides long. Its product is annotated as TMV resistance protein N-like. The transcript has 2 exons. The record is from RefSeq and is a predicted model, not a curated record. The annotation marks the transcript as partial. Lineage: Eukaryota; Viridiplantae; Streptophyta; Magnoliopsida; Sapindales; Anacardiaceae. Gene Ontology annotation, molecular function: ADP binding. Gene Ontology annotation, biological process: defense response; signal transduction.
UUUAGAGGUGAAGACACGCGGAAGCGUUUCGUAGAUCAUUUGUAUACUGCUUUCAAUCAUAAAGGAUUGCAUGUUUUUAGGGAUGACAAAGAACUUGAGAGAGGAAAACCCAUUUCGCUAGAGCUCCUUCAUGCAAUUGAAGAAUCAAGAUCUGCGGUUGUUGUUUUCUCAAAAAACUAUGCUUCUUCCACAUGGUGUUUAGAUGAACUUGUUCAAAUUGUUCAUUCCAUGAAUAUAAAAGUUUUUCCAGUUUUCUAUAAUGUGGAUCCUUCAAUGGUUAGAAAACAAACAGGAGAAUUUGAAAAAGCCUUUGUCAAACAUGAAGAAACUUUUAGAGAGGAUAUUGGAAAGGUGCAGACUUGGAGAAAUGUUUUGACAGAGGUGGCCAAUCACUCUGGAUUUGACUUAAAGGAUGGGUAUGAGUCACAAUUUAUUCAAGACAUUCUGAAGGAAAUAUCAAGCAAAUUAUGUUUUUCAAAAUACACAAGUGUUGAGGGCCUAGUAGGCAUAGAUUCACGUUUGGAGAAACUGAAGAAAUUUAUAAGUCCUGAGUCACAUGAUGUACGUAUGAUUGGGAUUUGUGGAAUGGGAGGAAUAGGCAAGACAACAAUUGCUAGAGUUGCCUAUGACUUGAUUUCUUGUGAAUUUGAGGGUAGUAGUUUUUUGGCUAAUGUUAGAGAAAUUUCUGAAAAAAGUGAUCUAGUUUCUUUACAAAAGAUGCUUCUUUCCCAAAUUCUACAUAUGAAAAAAGAUGACAUCAAUGUAUACAAUGACUUUGAUAGAAUAAGCAUGAUAAGAAGUAGGUUAGGGCGUAAGAAGGUUCUUAUUGUUAUAGAUGAUGUGAACAAUCCAAAGCAAUUAGAAAAAUUAGUUGGCAUGCAUGAUUGGUUUGGCAUGGGCAGUAGGAUCAUAAUAACAUCAAGAACCAAAAGUUUGUUGACAUCCCAUGGAGUAGAUGGAGUUUAUAAGGUUGGGGAAUUAAAUGAUGAUGAAGCCCUCCAAUUAUUAAUUUCAAAAGCCUUUAAGAAACAUCAACCUUCAGAAAGUUUUAGGGAGUUAUCCAAAUGUAUUGUACAGUAUGCUAGUGGUCUUCCAUUAACUCUUAAAGUUUUGGGCUGCUUUUUGUGUGGAAGAGAAGUUCAUAUAUGGAAAGAUGCAUUGCAAAGAUUAAAAAGAGAUCGGAAGAAAGAAAUAUUGGACAUACUUCAAAUAAGCUUUGAUGGGCUAGACGAAUAAGAGAAAAAAAUAUUUCUUGAUAUAACAUGU